Messenger RNA from Hydra vulgaris (swiftwater hydra), 597 nucleotides. Its product is annotated as cytochrome c oxidase subunit 6A2, mitochondrial. Gene Ontology annotation, molecular function: enzyme regulator activity. Gene Ontology annotation, cellular component: mitochondrial inner membrane. Gene Ontology annotation, biological process: mitochondrial electron transport, cytochrome c to oxygen. The record is from RefSeq and is a predicted model, not a curated record. Lineage: Eukaryota; Metazoa; Cnidaria; Hydrozoa; Anthoathecata; Hydridae.
GCCUAUUAACCAUUGGCUGGUUAACCAGAGUAUCUGGUUAGAAAAAAGACUCGAACAUUUAGAAAAAUCUAAACCGAGUUAAGUUAAGGACUACUUUUGUAUGAACCUAAUUUUGAAACUCUAAAAUGUUGCAUCGCAUUUUUAGAAUCUCACCAGCUUUUCGUCUUGCUGUUCGUCAUAGUUCAUCUGACAAAGCUGCUCUAGCUUUGAAGGCUUAUAAUGAUGCUAUGGCUUCUGAAAUAGCACACGCAGAAGCAACUGCUAAGUUAUGGAAGCGCCUAACACUAUUUGGAGCUCUUCCGUUGAUUGCUCUUGUUGGUUAUCAUGUUAUGACCACUGAAGCAGAACAUGAAGCCCAUUUUCAUAGACCAGAAUUUAUACCAUAUUCACAUCUGAGAAUCAGAAACAAGCCUUUUCCUUGGGGAGAUGGAAAUCAUUCGAUCUUCCAUAAUCAUAACAACGCUCUCCCUACUGGUUACGAAGAUUAAAGUUAUUGUUAAAAAUGAUUGUAAAUUUCAGUUAUAAACACGUCAGUGACAAUUAUUAUCUUAACAUGCUAAAUAUUGUUUUGAUAUAAAUAGAUUUCAAUUAUUGUUA